This is a messenger RNA of Orycteropus afer afer, 1560 nucleotides long. The record is from RefSeq and is a predicted model, not a curated record. Lineage: Eukaryota; Metazoa; Chordata; Mammalia; Tubulidentata; Orycteropodidae.
AUGGAAGCUGAUGAUGGUCAAGAUAUGUCCCAAAUUUCAGGGAAGGAAAGCCCUCCCAUAAGUGAUAAUCCUGAUGAUGGUGAUGAGCCCAUGCCUGUUCCUGAGGACCUGUCCACCACUUCUGGAGGGCAGCAGAAUUCCAAGAACGAGAGAGGUGUGGCCAGUAAUGUUAAAGUAGAGACUCAGAGUGAUGAAGAGAAUGGGCGUGCCUGUGAAAUGAAUGGGGAAGAAUGUGCGGAGGAUUUACGAAUGCUUGAUGCCUCAGGAGAGAAAAUGAAUGGCUCCCACAGUGACCAAGGCAGCAAGGCUUUGUCAGGAGUUGGAGGCAUUCGACUUCCUAAUGGAAAACUAAAGUGUGAUAUCUGUGGGAUCAUUUGCAUCGGUCCCAAUGUGCUCAUGGUUCACAAAAGAAGCCACACUGGGGAACGCCCUUUCCAGUGUAAUCAGUGCGGCGCCUCUUUCACUCAGAAAGGCAAUCUCCUGCGCCACAUCAAGUUACAUUCUGGGGAGAAGCCCUUCAAGUGCCACCUCUGCAACUACGCGUGCCGUCGGAGGGAUGCCCUCACGGGCCACCUGAGGACACACUCAGUUGGUAAACCUCACAAAUGUGGAUAUUGUGGCCGAAGCUAUAAACAGCGAAGCUCUUUAGAGGAACAUAAAGAGCGCUGCCACAACUACUUGCAAAGCAUGGGCCUUCCAGGCACGCUGUACCCAGUCAUUAAAGAAGAAACUAAUCACAGUGAAAUGGCAGAAGACCUGUGCAAGAUAGGAUCAGAGAGAUCCCUCGUGCUGGACAGACUAGCAAGUAACGUCGCCAAACGUAAGAGCUCUAUGCCUCAGAAAUUUGUUGGAGAGAAAUGCCUGUCGGAGAUGCCCUAUGACAGUAGCACCAGCUAUGAGAAAGAGAAUGAAAUGAUGUCAUCACAUGUGAUGGACCAGGCCAUCAACAACGCAAUCAGCUACCUAGGAGCUGAGUCCCUGCGCCCCCUGGUGCAGACACCGCCAGGUGGCUCUGAGGUGGUCCCGGUCAUCAGCCCUAUGUACCAGCUCCACAAGCCCCAUGGGGAUGGCCCCCAACGCUCCAACCACACAGCUCAGGACAGCGCCGUGGAGAACUUGCUGCUACUCUCCAAAGCCAAGUCAGUCUCUUCAGAAAGGGAUGCCUCACCAAGCAACAGCUGCCAAGACUCCACAGACACCGAGAGCAACAACGAGGAGCAGCGUGGCGGCCUCAUCUACUUGACCAACCACAUCAACCCCCAUGCUCGGAAUGGCCUGUCCAUCAAGGAAGAGCACCGGGCCUACGACGUGCUCCGGGCAGCUUCCGAGAACUCGCAGGAUGCCUUCCGUGUAAUCAGCCCCAGUGGCGAGCAGAUGAAGGUGUACAAGUGCGAACACUGCAGGGUGCUUUUCCUGGACCACGUCAUGUAUACCAUCCACAUGGGCUGCCAUGGCUUCCGUGAUCCUUUUGAGUGCAACAUGUGUGGCUACCACAGCCAGGACAGGUAUGAGUUCUCAUCACACAUCACCCGUGGUGAGCAUCGCUUCCAUAUGAGCUAA